This is a messenger RNA of Oreochromis niloticus (Nile tilapia), 1097 nucleotides long. RefSeq lists its product as uncharacterized. Bases 309 to 1085 code for a protein of 258 amino acids. Lineage: Eukaryota; Metazoa; Chordata; Actinopteri; Cichliformes; Cichlidae. The transcript has 8 exons. Gene Ontology annotation, molecular function: ubiquitin-protein transferase activity. The record is from RefSeq and is a predicted model, not a curated record.
UCAAAGUAUGAGACCAGAAAGGCAGUAGUCCUGCAAAUGGACUUGCGGAAAAGUAUUGUGGAUCAACAGAGAUCACUUAUCUCCCUCUACAAAGCCCCAAAGGUAGAGUGGGCGGCCCUGUCAGCUGCAAACUGGAAGGGGAUGUUGCUGUUGGAGAAGGGGUGAAGAGAUUCUUCUUCUCAAAGGCAGUUUCUCUAGUACAGUCUGGUUUGCAUUUGAAUUUUGGGAACACAGAUCUUACAAGACUGUUUGACGGUGAGCCAGAACACUUGACUCCACCCACUUCUCAGACCUUGCUUGAGAGUGACAUGUUUUUGGUGGCAGGAAGAAUAAUGGGACAUUCAUUCAUUCAUGGUGGACCAUGUGUGUCUGGUAUAAGUCCUGCAAUCAUCCAUGUCCUUUUUGGUGGCUCACCUGAAACAGCUACAGUUCAGAUUGAGGAUUGCCCUGAUAUUGAUAUCCGCAGCACUAUUCAGCUGCUUGAUGGCACUGCUGAAUUAACAGAACUGGAACGAAGAAAUGUUCUCGAGCUAACCCUGGCUUGGGACCUGCCAGGUGUCACACAAACCAAUAGAAAGUGGCUGUAUGAACGUCUGCUAUUCCACGCUGUCAUAACACGAACAAGCCGUCAAGUCAAGCAGCUGAGGAAAGGGCUUAAGGAGACCAUGGUAUGGCCGCUUCUGACAGAAAGAUCAGACAUCAUUCCUCUUUUCUUACCAAGGGAAUCAGAGACUGCUCUCUGUUGUGAGUCUAUUCUAGAAAGGAUAGUGUGGCCUGCCACAGAAGAUGAAGAUGAGAAGGAAGAGGAAUGCUGUCUUGAGGAUAAAUGCAGAGUGGCAGGCUACCUUCGGUCCUUCAUUGAAAAUGCGUCGUGUGCACAACGAAAAGCCCUCAUCAAGUUUUGGACAGGAUGGGAAGUCUUGCCAAGAGAAAUGACUGUGGAAGUGGUCAACAGCACUCUUCCAAAGUCUUCCACCUGUUUUGAAGUUCUACGUCUUCCUGCACACUACUGUACCUAUGAGUCAUUUCUGAUGGACAUUGAGGUGUCUCUCAAAUCUACUGACUCAGGUUUUGGUCUCGUUUAGGAUUGAUUCCAU